Prorocentrum cordatum is the source of this 456-nucleotide messenger RNA. NCBI's taxonomy places the organism in Eukaryota, Dinophyceae, Prorocentrales, Prorocentraceae. The record is from the annotation of a GenBank genome assembly.
GCCGCCCGCCCGGCCGCGCGCGAGGCCGCGGCCGCCGGCGCGGCGCCGCAGAAGCGCCGCAGGAGCGCGCCGCAGCUGCCCUGCCGGGCGUGCCGGCGGCGCAGGAGCGGCGGCAGGGACGCCGCGCGCGGCGAGGGCGCGGCCGCGGGCGAAGACGCGGUCGGCGAGGCGGCACCGCCGCGCAGCGUGGGCGACGCGCCCGUGCGGCUGCUGGUGUUCUGGGGCUACGCGGGGUGGAGCAGGUGCCAGCUGAUGGGCGAGAUCGCGCGGGGCUCCUGGGGCCUCUGCCGGGCCCCAGACGACCUCACGGCGCUGGGCCCCUCGGAGGCCUGGGAUGCGGUCUACCCGCGGUUGGUCUUCGCUCCGAAGUCUGAGAUGAGCGAGAGCUACGACGGGCAUGCGCCGGAGGAGGAGGAGCAGCGGCGCGAGCUGAGGCGGAUGGCCAUCUUCCAGGAC